Molecule: messenger RNA, 481 nt
Organism: Staurois parvus
Lineage: Eukaryota; Metazoa; Chordata; Amphibia; Anura; Ranidae
Source: the annotation of a GenBank genome assembly
UCUCCUGCAGGACCUUACCUGUUCCUCGCUCCAGCACUGUAGUCUUCCCGCGCCGGCUUCUGUGACAGCCGAGUGCCCACUCCACAUGCGCGAGAAGCGCUGCGCUUUGUCCGCAGUCUCUGGUCAUCUCCUUUACUGUCUGCAGUCUCUGUUCAUCUGUACUAUGUCCCUGGUAUUUUCCCUGUGCUAUGUCCGCAAUCUCUGGUCAUCUGUACUAUGUCUACAGUCUCUGGUCAUCUCCUGUACUGUGUCCGUGGUCUCUGGGCAUCUCCUGUACUGUGUCCGCAGUCUCUGGGCAUCUCCUGUACUGUGUCCGCAGUCUCUGGUCAUCUCCUAUACUGUGUCCGCAGUCUCUGGUCAUCUCCUGUACUAUGUCUGCAGCCUCUGGUCAUCUCCCAUACUGUGUCCACAGUCUCUGGUCAUCUCCUGUACUGUGUCCGCAGUCUCGGGUCAUCUCCUGUACUGUAUCCGCAGUCUCUGG